ACCAUGAGUAGGAAGGCACGGCGCUGGAUUUUCCAUUUCUUCCUUUGCCUUGGAGUAUUAUAUCUGAAAAUCGGGGGUCUGUCAUCGGUGGUUGCGCUGGGAGCGAGCAUCAUCUGUAAUAAAAUCCCCGGCUUGGCCCCCCGUCAGAGGACUAUCUGUCAGAGCCGACCCGACGCGAUCAUAGUGAUCGGAGAGGGAGUUCAGAUGGGCAUCAAUGAGUGUCAGUUUCAGUUCAGACACGGACGCUGGAACUGCUCGGCCCUGGCAGAGAGGACCGUGUUCGGGAAAGAGCUCAAAGUGGGCAGCAAGGAGGCUGCGUUCACCUACGCUAUCAUUGCCGCCGGGGUUGCCCAUGCAGUCACUGCGGCCUGCACCCAGGGGAGCCUGAGCGGCUGCGGCUGCGACAAGGAGAAACAGGGUUUUUACAACCAGGAGGAGGGCUGGAAGUGGGGCGGCUGCUCUGCAGACGUUCACUACGGCCUGGGUUUCUCUAAGGUGUUUGUGGACGCACGGGAGAUCAAGCAGAAUGCCAGGACUCUUAUGAAUUUACAUAACAAUGAAGUGGGACGCAAGGUCCUGGAGAAGGGCAUGCGUCUGGAGUGUAAGUGUCACGGUGUGUCGGGAUCCUGCACCACCAAGACAUGCUGGACGACGCUCCCCAUGUUCCGGAAGCUGGGAUACAUCCUCAAGGACAAGUACAACCAGGCAGUGCACGUGGAGCCGGUACGAGCCAGCCGCAACAAGCGCCCCGCAUUCCUUAAGGUCAAGAAACCCCACUCAUACCGCAAGCCCAUGGACACAGAGCUGGUCUACAUUGAGAGGUCGCCCAACUACUGUGAGGCUGACCCUCUGACCGGCAGCAUGGGGACACAGGGUCGCCUGUGCAACAAAACGGCUCAGCAGCCCAACAGCUGCGACUUGAUGUGUUGCGGUCGAGGAUAUAACACACACCAGUACUCACGCGUUUGGCAGUGCAACUGCAAGUUCCUGUGGUGCUGCUAUGUGAAAUGCAACACCUGCAGUGAGAGGACGGAGGUGUAUACCUGUAAAUAG
Perca flavescens (yellow perch) is the source of this 1053-nucleotide messenger RNA. It is a transcript of the gene wnt7aa, whose product is annotated as wingless-type MMTV integration site family, member 7Aa. Gene Ontology annotation, cellular component: extracellular region. Gene Ontology annotation, biological process: multicellular organism development; canonical Wnt signaling pathway; positive regulation of JNK cascade. Bases 4 to 1053 code for a protein of 349 amino acids. The record is from RefSeq and is a predicted model, not a curated record. Gene Ontology annotation, molecular function: cytokine activity; frizzled binding. Lineage: Eukaryota; Metazoa; Chordata; Actinopteri; Perciformes; Percidae. The transcript is spliced from 4 exons.